Spathaspora passalidarum NRRL Y-27907 is the source of this 2835-nucleotide messenger RNA. It is a transcript of the gene ARG81, whose product is annotated as Arg81p. NCBI's taxonomy places the organism in Eukaryota, Fungi, Ascomycota, Pichiomycetes, Serinales, Debaryomycetaceae. Gene Ontology annotation, molecular function: DNA-binding transcription factor activity, RNA polymerase II-specific; zinc ion binding. Bases 1 to 2835 code for a protein of 944 amino acids. The record is from RefSeq and is a predicted model, not a curated record. Gene Ontology annotation, biological process: regulation of DNA-templated transcription. The transcript has 2 exons.
AUGGAGAGUGUUGAUAUAGAGAGAUCACCUACGGUGGAACCAGAUGGAAACGAGAGGAAUUCAAAUAAGACCAAUGGCACUAAUAAUGGCUCGAAAGCCAAACGUUCCAAGACAUUCACGGGAUGCUUUACAUGCCGUUCACGAAAAAUCCGAUGCGAUCUUGAGAAACCAGCAUGUAUGAAGUGUACUAAAGCUGGAUUAAUCUGUUCAGGGUAUGAUAUCAAACUCCGAUGGUCAUUGCCUAUCGAAUUCAAUUCGAAGAAUGGAAGUGCAUAUUCUAAACUGGUAGUGUUCAAAUCAAAGAGUAAGAAAAGUGCAAAAGGCAGUUUGGAUGAGGACGAUGAAGAAGAAGGCAAUGGUAUGGAUUUCUUUCAAAGAAGACAAGUAGGGUUUGUUGUAUGGGAUGAAAAACGAAAUUGUAAACCAUAUGAGACUUAUGAAGAUAUGGAUCGAGAUUUAGGAAUAUUGCACAACUCGGGAAAUGACCAGCUUGUGAAUCUGGAGGGUAAAACAAAACUAUUGGGUCCAUUUGGAGUAUUCAAAGGUAAAGGAGCGUUGAAACGAAGUCAAAGCAAGGAUAGAUCCGAGAAAUCUUUAAAAAGGCAAAGGGGAAUUGAAAAGAGUGCUAGAACCCCUCUUAAUAAAUCACUUCUUCACUCCUCGGCUAGUACACCCACCACCACUACAGGAACACCAGGCAUGUCAAUGUAUAUGGACUCUACUGCUCCUCAUGAUCAGCUUUGGUUGUCCAAUGAAUUGCGAGAUGAUGCGUUAUUAACAGCAGCUGCGUUAGAUACCCAAUUUUUAGACUUCAUGAACGCAGGGAAUAAUAUACUACCACCAAAUACUAACCAAAGAAGCUACAAUUCUGGAUACAACUUUAAUAAUCCCAAUGAUUUGUUGAAUUUGGUGUUUCAUAAAAAUCAGAGCAUGAGCGGGCCUGCUCUUGCGUCACAUACACAACCACAACCUUCCAACAGUCACAUGUCCAUGUCUAAUUUGCUCAAUGAUACCAAUUCUUCAAAUACGAUGAUUGAUCCUACCAACCAGCAUCUUUACUAUUCAAACUAUAACGACUACUACUAUAACAAUCCUUACUCAACCAAUGAGACUUUACAAAUUCACUUGCAUGCGUCACCGAAAGUUAAUGCUGACGAUGAUGCAGAAACUACUGAUUUAGUGGAUGGAGAAAACGCCCAUUCAACCCACAUGCCCACAUCUAUUAUGAGCAUUGUACAAAGUCCUCUCAAAUUAGGGUUUGACUUAUCAUUUCCAGCCACAUCUUCCACAUCACCUCAAGUGGGUAUUCCUACAACCGCAUUACAAGUGCAGCCAUUAACACGAUACUUGUUGAAUUACUAUGUGAACCAAGUAGCUGAUUUAAUGACUGUCAUUCCAUUAACUGAAAACCCAUGGAAAACAAUUUAUUUUCCCCGAGCAUUAAUGGCAAUUGGUGAAUUACUGGCAUUGGGAAGAACCUCCACGGCGAAAAACGCAUUGUUGAAUGCAUUACUUGCAGUUUCAGCAUUCAAUUUGCAAUCCAAGUUUCCUAAAAACUCCCAGCCCAUGAAGUACUAUUUGAAUUUGGGGAUUGCAUUGAGGAACCAAGCUAGUUUGUUUGUAAAGCAAUUAUUGAACACCAAAAGUGAUACUCAAUCAGGGAUAGAAUAUUGUUUAUCUACUGAAAAGUAUAAGGAUGUGUUGUGUGCCGUCAUGACUAUGAUUAGUGUUGAUUUAGUGUGGGGUACCAUGCAAGACACCGGGGUUUAUAUUACUUGGUGUGGGAAGGUUAUUUUGGCCAAAAUGGCUAAUAAGAAGAAGCUUUCAUCCAAGGCACGUAUUCUUCAUCGGAUCUUCCUGUCUUUGAAGUUGAUUCAAGAUUCUACAUGUUUAGCAUUAGAUAGUAUCAAGGAGGAUUUUGAAUCGAAUGUGGGGAGUGGAUAUGACGUGAAUGGUGACAAGUUUGCCAACACUGCCAGAAACACGGCUCUGGGCAAAGCAAGAAUUGAUUUUAUUGUCAACAACUCGUUUAGCUCCGCCACGGUGCCUUCACCUUCAAAGAAGAGUGCCUCACCAUCAUUUGUAAACAAAAAAUUGAUCAACACCAAAAAGAAUGACGAAAAUUUUGCAACAGAUGCCUUGUAUGGGUUGCCAAAUUCAUUAAUUAUAUUGUUUAGCGACACUGUGGAAUUGUUGCGAACAAAGAUCUAUUAUAAAGAGACGAAGAGGAAAUUACCCGAUUCAUUCCCCACACGAGUCGAGGUGUUGAAUAAAAAGUUGAUCAAUUGGAAAUUGGAUUGGGAAUUGUAUCAAAAUCAAAAUGACAAGACAACCACUACAAAAGCCUCCAUUGUUGUAGACGAUGAUCUUGAAGAUGACAACAUGAACAAUGUAGAAGUGGAGCUAUUGAGCGAUUCAAAGAAGAAAUUUUAUUCUCCCAUGCAUCAGGCAACCUAUCAUCAUAUCAUGUCAUUUUAUCAUGCAUUAAUGAUUUAUUUUAAUCGGUUAAUUCAAGAAAUCCCGCCGGUUAAAUUACAAACAAAAGUCGCCAAAACAUUGAACCAUUUGAAUGCGAUUCAAAAAUUAAUUGCUAAGGGCGAGGCCGCCAUUAUUCCAUUGUUUUGGCAAGGGUUCAUUGCGGGGUGUGAAGCAAUUUCAUUGAAUUUACAAUUGGGAUUCAAAAAAUGGGGGGCUGAUAUUGCCCAAUAUUUAGGAAGUUAUUGGGGUGCACGGCAAAUUAUGCUAGAGGUAUGGAGACGAAAGAGAAUGCAUGAGGCACGCGACGAUUGGGUUAGCGUGGUCCAAGACUGGGAAAUGAACCUAAUGUUGAAUUAA